Acaulospora morrowiae is the source of this 620-nucleotide messenger RNA. The record is from the annotation of a GenBank genome assembly. Lineage: Eukaryota; Fungi; Glomeromycota; Glomeromycetes; Diversisporales; Acaulosporaceae.
AACCGCUCUACCGCCCGAUUAAAAUGCCACAAAACAAUAAGUCUUUGAUUAAAAACAAUCCAUUAGAAAGUCCGGAUUCAGAUAAAGAUCAGCAACCUGAGAAACAACAGCCCACAAAUCCAAAAGAAUGGCCCGUAAGUCUAAAGGAAUAUGUGCAGCGAAGUUUCAACGAGGCACCACAUAAUAUCGAUGCCAUAGAAAGAGAACUGAAAAUAAUAAUUUCUAAUAAAAUGUCAGAGGGUUUGUUAUAUGAGACAGAUUGGACAAAAGUUGAUUUACCACAGAGUUGCAAGUCACCAAGGGAAAAUGAAAAGCGAAAAAAUGCAUUCGCUGGUCAUUCUCCACCUGACCGUCAUUCAGCUGAUAGCGAUGAGUGCAGUGAAUCCCAAAAGAGGGAAAAGCGUGCAAAGCGCUUCCAGGAACAUGAAAGAAUUAAUAGACCGCGUUGGGAGCCUCCCGUUAAGCAACAAGAUGACAUAGAUGUAGAAAAAACAGUUGUGGUUGGGACCUGUACUCAAUUGGAAAAGUCAUAUUUACGUUUGACAGCCGCACCUGAUCCUUCAACAGUUAGACCUUUACGCAUAUUAAAGCGAACUCUUGAAUUUUUAAAAGCAAAAUGG